CUUUCGUGUUUUCGACAUUAAAAUUUUCCUCAAAAACCGUUCUCGUAUUACAACGCCAGAAUUAUUAGCACUUUCCCUUCUAGGGAAGUUUUCUUUUUUGUUCGACACAAUUGUCUCCCUUGCACCAUAUAUUUUAUGCGGCUUUGAGACAUCGGCUCGAUAAUUGUGUAACUGUCUCUUCUCUCUCUUUGUGACUCAUAGGAUUGGGCUCUCCUACUUGAGAGGGCCUUUCCGCGUGGAGGGGUCCAGUCCAGCGAGCUUAUCAGUUAGUACAUGACUGUUGCAUGCAUCGCGUUACAUGUCAUAUCCUGCAUCCCGAGUGUAAAUCAGCUUUGUGAGACCACGUGGCGAAAGUAACGCGUCGUGUCACGUUUGGAAAGAAAACGAAGAGUCGCGUUGAAUGUUGUUGAAUGUGAAUAUGAUGUUGAAUAUAUAUUGAAAUCAGCAGGGCGAUAUAUGAGUGGAAGUUCUUAUCUCCUUUCCAAGGGUUCACCGCAAUCACAACUCGUGUAUCAAACACAGGAUAUCCGCAAUACGAUAUCACGCAACAACACGAUUUAUUCAAUCGCGACAAAUGUAUUUGCAAACAUGGAUAUUUAUGGUAGCGCACAUAAUCCAUGCCCAACACGUUGCGAGAGAAAGCAUUAUCAAACGUGGUCUAUGCAACGGUUACAAGCCUGGCGAAGAUGAUCUACAGACCUUCGACUUCAUCAGCAAGUUGCAAUUGGAUCUGCUGAAUGCGCGUUACAGCAGCAUGACGAAAGUCCGAGGCAGCAAUCGUAUGCAGACGGCAUAUCGGCUAGAGAAAGACACUGACGUCACCCUUCCGACAAAGAAUAUUAUACCGACUGGGCUUCCAGAGGAAUUCUCGUUGGUGUAUACGCUGAGAGCUAGAAAGUCACCGAAAUACGCUUGGCAUAUUAUUAAGAUCAUGGAUGCAAGAGAUAAUGUUCAAUUUCUCAUCACGAUGAAUCCCAGGAAACAGACGCUGGAUUUUUCAUUGAUUGAUCAUGAAGAAAAAUUGCAGACGGUCUCUUUCCCGAAUGAUCACAUAUUCGAUAAGGGUUGGCACAAAAUAAUUUUCGGAGUGUUCAAGGACAAAUUAGUGCUUAAAAUUGAUUGCGAAUACAUUGGUACGAAAGAAUUAAGACCGCGCAGAUCAAGUAAAAUCGAUGGAGACAUGUCGAUAGCCAAAAUGAACAACAGUAAAAUCACUGUACCGAUCGAUAUACAAUGGAUGAGCUUAAACUGCGAUCCUACGAGACUAGAGAGAGAAACAUGCGAGGAGCUACCUAAAAGUCCAGCCGCCUCGCUUCAAAUGAAACCUGCUUGUGAAAAAGUCUGCCUGCAACGAGUCAACAGUACACAUGAAUCCCUCAGUUUACGCGGUCCGCCCGGAUUACCAAGACCAAUUGGUGUACCAGGUUUACCUGGAUUUCCAGGACAACGUGGACCGCCAGGAGAACAAGGAAAAACAGGUGCCCCUGGUAAUACUGGCGCCAGAGGUUUUCCAGGAUUACAGGGUCCCAAAGGAUCGAUCGGACCUGCGGGGCCACCGGGGUUACCAGGUUUACCGGGACAAAAAGGUGAUCGCGGUGAAAGGGGUGAUAUGGGAUUUCCGGGAUUGAAAGGAGAUCAAGGUCCUCGAGGAUUUCCAGGCCCACCAGGGAAUAGCAACUCGUCACGCUUGAUGGGUCCUCCGGGCGAGAAAGGAGCUAAAGGUGAACGGGGAGACGACGGUGCUCAAGGACAACCGGGUGAAAAAGGCGAACGAGGAGACAGGGGAUUAGACGGAACUCGCGGUCAUGAUGGCAUACCUGGUGCCCCCGGUCCUCUGGGUCCUCCGGGACUUCCCGGUUCCCCUGGACCUGCAGGAAAUGUCGUAUUUACGGAUGCUCCUGGCAUUCCAGGACCACCAGGUCCUCCUGGCGUAACAGGACUGCCGGGGCCACCAGGUCCUCCAGGAUUACCAGGAUUAUCAGGGCCUCCUGGUCCGCCAGGCCAAAGAGGUCCGAAGGGUGAUACCGGAGAACGUGGUCAAGAUGGCAUACCGGGGCUGACGAAUAAUAACGUAAUACCGGGGUCACCUGGUCCUGAAGGACCUAUCGGUCCUCCUGGCGAAGAUGGUCUUCCCGGUGAGAAAGGAGAAGUCGGACCAAUAGGUCCUCCAGGAUCACCCGGAGAAAUAGGAAAAGAUGGACUUCCAGGAUUACCGGGACCGCAGGGACCUCCAGGCUUACGCGGGGAACCGGGUUCUCCAGGAUCGCGAGGUUUAGAAGGGAUCGCAGGAAAACCGGGGCCGCCAGGGCUCGAUGGAAAAUCAGGUCAAAAGGGCAAUAAAGGACAAGAAGGCGAACAAGGUCCUGUCGGACCUCGUGGGCUACCAGGAAAUUCGGGUUCAACGGGCCCGCCGGGUGCACCAGGCGUACCAGGAUUGGAAGGAAGACCUGGUCUAUCUGGAUCACCAGGACUGCCAGGUCCGCCAGGUCCGCCAGGACCUCCAGGAUCUCCUGGCUUUUCAAAUGGUAACUUCGAUAGCAUUGGUAGUCUCGGUCUUGAGGGACCCAGAGGCCCAACAGGUUCUCCAGGAAUACCAGGUGAAAGAGGAGCUCCUGGAGAACGAGGACCAGAGGGUCAAAUAGGACCGCCUGGAAUACCCGGCAAGGACGGAGCACCUGGAUUGCAAGGAUUACCCGGAAAUAGAGGUCAAACGGGAUUACCAGGACUUCAAGGCCUGCCGGGACACAAUAUCAACGAAGCAGAAAUUCGUGAUAUUUGCGCCAGCGUACUAAGAGAACAGAUGACUGAGAUGGCAGCACUCAUGCAGGGCCCACCUGGUCCGCCCGGUCGAAGUCGUCCGGGCCGUCCUGGAUCGCUUGGUCCCCAAGGUCGUCCAGGUGAUCCAGGUUCACCAGGUUUACCAGGAGAACGUGGAUUCGUCGGCUUACCGGGUCCGCAAGGCCUCAUCGGGCCACAAGGGCCACCUGGAGAACGCGGAGAAAAAGGGGAUAGAGGUCUCGAGGGAAUCGGUUCAGAAGGUCCACCUGGUCCAAUAGGUCCCCCUGGACCUCCUGGUAACGACGGUGUUGGUUUACCUGGAAGACAGGGUGAUAAAGGCGAGCAAGGCAGAUCAGGUGUUCCCGGUGUUGUAGGAGCGCCAGGAGCGCAAGGACCACCGGGAUUUUGCGAAUUCUGUAAUUAUCCUAGCAGCAAUUACUUGCAAUACAAUCGCGGUAAUGAAAAAGGUCCUUGAUCAACAAUAUUAUAGAAACUUAAAAAAAUUUUUAUGCCGCAGAAAAAAUGGAUAGUAAAGAUAAUUCAAUGUAUUUUCUAAUAUAAAUAUUUAUAAUUUAAUAGUCAUCCUAAUCUGUGUAAAUCUCUGCAGAGAUUCCUUAUAAAUCACUGCCAUGUAUACAAAUCGUUUCUUUUAAUUGCGACAAAAUAAUGUGAUUAAAGCAUCGAGUUCAAUGUAUUAUUCAAUAAAACUUAUUUUUGAUA
Cataglyphis hispanica is the source of this 3498-nucleotide messenger RNA. RefSeq names its product collagen alpha-1(IX) chain-like. The record is from RefSeq and is a predicted model, not a curated record. The coding region runs from base 575 to 3253 and encodes 892 amino acids. Gene Ontology annotation, cellular component: basement membrane. Lineage: Eukaryota; Metazoa; Arthropoda; Insecta; Hymenoptera; Formicidae. The transcript has 19 exons.